CACCACUUCCUGUCCUGCACCAACACAUGUCUACUAGCAGCUAACUCAGUCAACAGACAGAAAACAGGGGCGAAAAACGUCACUGACGAUGGUUCAGUUCAGCAGAAUCUGCCUCCGGAAGUUUGGAAACUUUGUGGACAAUCUGCGUCUGUAUGUCCGCGGAGGCAGCGGCGGCAUGGGGCUGCCCCGUCUCGGGGGACAGGGAGGGAAAGGAGGAGAUGUUUGGGUUGUGGCAGCGAACAACCUGACGCUGAAGCGGGUCAAGGACAAAUAUCCUCACAAACGUUUCCUAGGUGGAGCAGGAGCCAACAGCAGUGUCCGAGCACUGAGAGGAGAGAAGGGAAAGGACCUGGAGAUCCUAGCUCCUGUCGGCAUCACUGUCACCACUGAUGAUGGCAGAAUACUCGGUGACCUGAACACUGAAGGGGAACGUCUGAUGGUGGCGAGAGGCGGACCAGGGGGCGCUCUCUACUCUGCGUUCGAGCCCAGUAAGGGUCAGACCAAGCACAUCCGAUUUGACCUCAAGCUCAUCGCUGACCUGGGCCUGGUCGGGUUCCCAAAUGCGGGAAAGUCUUCUCUGCUGACGGCCUUGUCUAACGCCACACCUCAGAUCGCCAGCUACGCUUUCACAACUUUGAAGCCUGAGAUCGGCAAACUGAUGUAUAAAGAUUACAAACAGAUCUCCGUCGCUGACCUGCCGGGCCUCAUUGAAGGGGCUCAUGCCAAUAAAGGAAUGGGCCACAAGUUCCUGAAACACGUGGAGAGAACCAAGCAGCUUCUGUUUGUUGUUGAUGUUUCCGGUUUCCAGCUGGCGAGUAAAACCCCCUUCAGGCCGGCCUUUGAAGCCGUACAGCUUCUCACCAAGGAGCUGGAGUUGUACAAGGAGGAGCUUGUGUCGAAGCCUGCUCUGCUGGUGGUGAAUAAGAUGGACCUGCCAGACGCUGAGGACAAACUACAGGAGCUGAAGGAGCAGCUCCAAAACCCAGAAGAGUUCUCUGAUCUGCUGCCUGACGACAUGAGACCAAAGAAUUACAUCAGCUUCAGACACGUGGUUCCCGUCUCGGCCACCACCGGGUUUGGUAUCGACAAUUUGAAAAGGUGCAUCCGAGAGUCGCUUGAUGACGACGCAGCCAUGGCAAUCAAAGCCAUCCAUCAAGAAAGACUGCAGGCACUAAGGCAGACAUCACACGGGCAUUCAUAAUAAACAGGGACAGCGUCUCGCAGGUUUCAGUCGGACCGACAGAGCACGAUGACAGCGGAGUCUUAUCCUGUCUGCUGAAGAAGAAGAUCAAACUGGUGAAGUGGAACUUUUCUUAAACGUCAUCCGUCCGUGGCAGAAACAGAAACUCCGCUCGGUGCAUUUCUUUUGACUUUCUUAUUGACCAACGCAGCCAAAAUAUCAUGUGCUGUAAGUUUGGUUUCGCUGCUGAAGAGGUCCCACUCUAUUCAGAAACGAUGCACUGUUAAAGACUGAUGUUAAGUAAUGGAGCAAAUAGAUUCAUAAACCUUUACUGAAAACAGGUCAAGCCAAUGCAGCAUCAGCUUUAGCACCAGAUACAUUGAUGAUUCAAAACGUCCUCAGGAACCUGUUUCUGUUUCAUAUGAUUGUCAAUGAAGGUUAAGAUGGUAUUUAUUUGUAUGUGUGUGUUCUACGAUUCACUGACUUUUACUCACACGAUGAGACACUGACGACCAAACAAAACGGAGCGUGUAAAACUGGUCUUUAUGCCAUGUAACAGGGAACAGGGGCAUGUGGUCUGCAGCCGUCAGUGACUCAAUGCACCACAGGAGAAAUUCUGAAUAUAAUGUGAGUCAUGUCCAGCUGAUUCUGGAGCCACUAAAUAAGGUUUGUAUUGGAUCAGUGCGUCCCUUUAGUGUUGAAAUAAUAAAACAAUCAAUAACA
Molecule: messenger RNA, 1903 nt
Organism: Pleuronectes platessa (European plaice)
Lineage: Eukaryota; Metazoa; Chordata; Actinopteri; Pleuronectiformes; Pleuronectidae
Gene: gtpbp10
Product: GTP-binding protein 10 (putative)
Exons: 10
Coding region: 89-1201 (370 amino acids)
Cellular component (GO): mitochondrion
Molecular function (GO): GTPase activity; GTP binding
Source: RefSeq, a predicted model, not a curated record